AUGGCGGCAACCGUUAGCGCGUGGGCAAAGCCAGGCGCGUGGGCCCUGGACGCCGAGGAGAACGAGACGGAGCUCCUCAGCCAGCACCGGGAAGACGCAGCGGCCGCCAUCAAUGGCCGCUCGAACACCGGAGGGGCGGCGGAUUUCCCGUCGCUCAGCGCCGCCGCCGCCGUCACCAAGACGAAGAAGAAGAAGAAGCCGCAGACCGUUUCCCUCCAGGAAUUCGUCAAGCCGGAGGCGACCCAGCCGAAGGGCCUGACGCAGGACGAGCUCCUGGCCCUCCCGACCGGACCCCGCCAGCGCACCGCCGAGGAGCUCGAUCGGAACAAGCUCGGCGGCGGAUUCAGAUCCUACGGCGUCGGGAUCAGGGACGAGCAGCCUCGCCGCCAGGGAGGCUUCAAUCGCGAGGCCGAUCGGGAAUUCGCUCCGUCUAGGGCUGACGAGACCGACAAUUGGGCAACCGGUAAGAAGUCGUCUCCGGCUGGAUUCGGAGAUCGGAGGGAUAGGGGAGAAAGAGGAGGCUUCUUCACUGAUUCUCAAUCACGCGCAGAUGGGGUCGACAAUUGGGCGUCCAAGAAGAGCUUCGUGCCCUCUGAGCCGAGAAGGCUUGAGAAAAGAGGUGGAUUUGGCUUAGAAUCGGGUAACAGCGGCUCUGAAUCGGAUAACUGGCUGAAAAGGAAGGAAGAUGAAAGGCCAAGGCCCGGGAGCUCUUUCGAUAGCCUGAGAGAGAGGAGAGGUGUUUCUGAUGCAGAUUCCGAGAGUUGGGGGAGGAAAAGGGACGAGUCAAGUGUUGGUGGUGGCCGGCCAAAACUGAAUUUGCAGCCGAGGACAUUGCCGGUGGGUGAAGGCCAAAAAGAAGAAGUGGCCGGAAUGGUUAAGCCGAAGAGUAGCAAUCCUUUUGGCGAGGCCCGGCCGAGAGAGGAGGUGUUGAAGGAGAAGGGCCAAGAUUGGAAGGAGAUUGAGGAGAAGCUUGAGUCUAUGAAGGUGAAGGAAGUGGCUUCUGUGGGUCCAAAGAGAAGCUUUUGGAACGGUAAUGGGAGGGAGAGACCCCGUGUGGAGGAACAGAAUGCCUGGAGGAAAUCAGAAGCUGAUGGUUCUCGGCCACAGAGAUUGUUUGGAUUUUCCUCUGUAUUGGUUGAGUUGGUUUUGGAUUUGGUGACUGAGCUGAACAUAGCACGAAAACGAAAGGCCAUGGCGAGAGGCAAAUCGCCGCCGUCUCUUCUCUCCGUACUCUCUCUCCUCCUCCUCCUCCUCUCGGGCCUUCUCCUCGAAAUCAAUGGCCACGAUUUCUCGAUCGAGGAAGCCACAGUCGACGAAAUACGCCGCGCGUUCGCUGAGAAAAAGCUCACUUCCCGCCGGCUCGUCGAGUACUACCUGGACCGCAUCAAAACCUUAAAUCCGGCACUCCGAGGUGUGAUUGAGGUUAACCCAGACGCGCUGGACCAGGCGGAGGCGGCCGAUCGUGAGAGGGAGGCGGGCAAUGGCGGUCUCCCGCCGUUGCACGGCGUGCCGGUGCUUUUGAAGGACAGCAUAGCUACACGAGAUGAGAUGAACACCACGGCAGGGUCGUUCGCGCUGCUCGGGUCGGUGCCGCCGCGCGACGCCGGGGUGGUGGAGCGGCUGAGGAGAGCUGGGGCGGUGAUUCUGGGGAAGGCGAGCAUGAGCGAGUGGUACCACUUCCGGUCGCCGCGGAUUCCCGAUGGGUGGUGUGCCAGAGCUGGUCAGGGCGUGAAUCCUUACGUAAAGGAUGGAAAUCCAUGCGGUUCAAGCAGUGGAUCGGCAAUAUCGGUGGCUGCCAACAUGGCAAUGGUAUCUUUAGGGACCGAAACUGAUGGAUCCCUCAUUUGCCCGGCCGAUCAUAACUCAGUUGUGGCUAUCAAGCCUACUGUUGGGCUCACCAGUCGAGCCGGUGUUAUCCCACUUUCUCCUCGUCAGGACACUGUUGGGCCCAUCUGCAGAACAGUUUCUGAUGCUGUUUAUGUGCUGGAUUCUAUCGUUGGCUUUGAUUCGAGAGACUCAGAAGCAACAAAGGCAGCAGCCAAGUUCAUUCCUGUGGAUGGAUACACACAGUUCCUCAAUAAAGAUGGGCUCAAGGGUAGGAGAUUAGGUGUAGAGUUAUGUCAAGAAUUAGGUCAAGACAUCCUCAUUGCUGCAAACUCGACAAACGGCAUUGAAAACGAGCAGAGACAGGCAGUCGAGACUAUGGAAAGACUAUCAAGAGACGGGUUCGAGAAGUUAAUGAUUGAAAAUGAAUUGGAUGCGAUGGUGACUUUAAAUUGGGAUGCCUCAACACUGCUUGCAAUUGGAGGAUUCCCCGGGAUCACGGUGCCAGCUGGCUACGACUCGAACGGAAUGCCUUUCGGAAUUUGUUUCGGUGGCCUGAAAGGCUCGGAGCCUUUGUUGAUCGAGAUUGGGUAUGCAUUUGAGCAAGCUACUCGGGUCCGAAAGCCGCCUUCUUUGAAGUUGGCUGAUUUUCUUCAUGCAAGCAUUUGA
Molecule: messenger RNA, 2493 nt
Organism: Striga asiatica
Lineage: Eukaryota; Viridiplantae; Streptophyta; Magnoliopsida; Lamiales; Orobanchaceae
Source: the annotation of a GenBank genome assembly